UCUCCCCCCACCCACCCCCCCUGCCGGGAAGAAGGCACGAUGAACUUCCUCAAGAGAAUCAUGCCGAAGAAGUCGCCCGGGGAGGGCGCACCUGGCGGCUCCGAUGGGCCCCGGGCCAAAUCCGGGCCCGGGGCCGGCGCCCAGCCGGCCGAGGUGCUGGUGCUGGACGCCCGGCUGCUGCCCUUCGACCCGGUUCCUUCGCUGCUGGCCACCCUGCGCGAGGUGCGCCCGGCGUCGCCUCCAAACACCGGGCCCCUGGACACCCUGCCGCCCGCCAGUGCCCCGGAUCCCGCCUCGCAGCGCAUCUCCUCCACCUCAUCGGUGUGCAUCGUCGACGACCCGACCCAGGACAUGAUCCUGCAGGCGGCCCACGACCCGGCUGACGCCGACACCAGCGCCCUUGCCGUGGACCCGGCCCUCUUUGCUACCCUCCUGUCGGUGCAGCCGGCCUUCGGGACGGCCAUCUUGCGAUUCCUGGGCUUCGAGCUGCCAACCGCCCGGGCCGGACAAAGCCAGGUGGCCGAGCUGGAUCGCGCGGCGGUCCCGCAGCUGCUCGAUCGCCUGGCGCUGCUUUGCUCGGAUGUCCUGGCUCCGAUUCCCGCGCCUGCGGGGUCCGCCAGCACCGCGGGCCACACCUCCGGCGACAAUAUCCCCCCGAAGGAGUCGGCCAGCUCGUCCAAGAGCAAGUCCAAGGGCCGGAGCGUCGCCCCUCUGCCAUCGACCCUGUCGCUGGGGACCGGCCGGCGGGUGUCCGAGCGCCUGGGCGCCUGGUACCGGCUGAUUGCGCGGCUGGACCCGGGCAUGGCGGCCCCGGGGCACGACCUGCCGGCCGGGCUGCACAUGGGCCCGGCCACUCGGCCCGAGUCCAUCACCUUCGCGCAGCUGGCCCUGGUGCUGCAAUCGCUGGCACACCUGGCCUGCCAGAUCUACCGGCAGAUGGCCCUCUCGCUUUUCCACCCGGAUGUCAUGCUGUCCGUGCGGGAGAUCCUCCGCCAGCAUGUGGCCGGCCGGCUGGCGCUGGAUACCGUUGACAGUUUGCCCGGCCUGCCGGUGCCGGUGGCGGCCACCCUGCGCCGGUGCCACCCGCCACAGCAGCUGGGCUUCGCGCGCGUGCUCAUUCGCGGGGCCGCGCAAUUUGUUUGCCGUUCCCGGAACCCGGCCGACCAGGUGCCCCGGUCGCUGGAGGCCGUGGAUGCCCUGCUGGCCGAUCCGGCCCGGUCGUAUCUGACCCAGGACGAGUUCAUUGCCUGGGUGCAGGAUCAGGUCCCCCGGCUGUUUACCCUGCUUGAGUGUUCGCUGGCCAGCAACCUGCUGGGCGUGCCGAUCCCCUCCACCCCGCCGGCCGUCUCCAAGCGCAAUGCGCCGCGCGCCCGGCCCACUCGGCCGGCCACCGCGCCGGCCACCACCCUCACCGAUUCCGAUGCCGAGUCUGUGCCUUCGGCCACGCCGGCCAGCGACACCCACGACACGGAUGACCAUGAUGACUCGGUCCUGGUGGAUGACCCGACCACCAUGGAUGCCGACAUUGAGCCCUGGUACCUGGUCCACGGCAUCCCCAUUUUCAGCUCCUUCUCGGACAACUCCACCCUGGCACCGCUGGUGGCCUACCUGCUCCGGCUGACGCCGAUCUUCACCCCGGACCAUGAGGCCAUCCGCCGAAACACCCAGCCCCCGGGAUCCUCCGGCCUGCCCGGGGGGCCGGCUGCCCCGGCGUCCGAUGCCCAAGCCACGACGGACCUCUCGCGCGCGGUGCUGGCUCUGUCACACCUGUCCUCCGAGCCGGUGGACAUGCUGUUCGAUGCGGCGCGCGAUGGAUUCAGCCUGCAAACCUUCUCCAACCGGGUGACCGACUACCCGGCCCCGACGCUGGUCAUCUUCCAGACGACCGGCACCGGGCCGGCCUACCCGGCCCGGCAGAUGGCCCUCUUUGUGGCGGACCGCUGGCGGUCGCCGUCCAUCCCCUCGCAGCCGGCCUGCUUCGGCACCUCGCACUCCUUCGUGGUGGACAUUAGCCCGAUCUUCCACCUGUCGCACCCCCGGCGGGAGCGCUUCCAUGCAUACAAUUUCUUCAAUGCCCAGGCCACCACCUCGGCGCCGGGGUCCCUGGGGCCGUACCUGCCCCGGGGCGGGCCGGAUGCCCCACCUCCGGCCGUCCUCCCCCCGGGGACCCUGCCCUCGGCGGCCAACUGCGUGGGCAUCGGCGCGGGGGGCACCUCGCGCGAGCCCUUCCUCCACAUUGACGGGUCUCUGAUGGCCGGCGCCUUCGGGUCCCCGGCCCCUUGUCAAACCUACCGGCUGCCGGCCUUCCCGCGCCGUGCAUUCGAAGUGUCUCGUCUGCAGGUGUGGGGCUUUGGCGGGACGUAUGCCAUGAGCCGUCGCGAUGGCCAGCGCCUCUGGGAAAAGGUCCAAUCGGCGAAGUCUCGCUACCGAGCGGAGAAUGCCCGUAGCGAGUGGGAGGUCGACCGGGAGAUCAUCCGCUGGGGUUCCAUCUAAAUGCUGUGUCAAGCCCCGGGAAGCCGGAGAAACACACGCCAGACGCAUGUGCCAUCUUUUCAGGCUUUCCAUCUUUUUUGUCCCCCCCCCCCCCUUCCCUCCCUCCCUCCCCCCUCCCC
This is a messenger RNA of Fonticula alba, 2612 nucleotides long. RefSeq lists its product as hypothetical. The record is from RefSeq and is a predicted model, not a curated record. The coding region runs from base 40 to 2493 and encodes 817 amino acids. The transcript has 5 exons. NCBI's taxonomy places the organism in Eukaryota, Rotosphaerida, Fonticulaceae.